This is a messenger RNA of Hibiscus syriacus, 303 nucleotides long. RefSeq names its product classical arabinogalactan protein 11-like. The transcript has a single exon. NCBI's taxonomy places the organism in Eukaryota, Viridiplantae, Streptophyta, Magnoliopsida, Malvales, Malvaceae. The record is from RefSeq and is a predicted model, not a curated record. Bases 1 to 303 code for a protein of 100 amino acids.
AUGUCUCGCCAAGUUAUUGCAGUUGCCCUUAUUAUAAUGUCUGUUGUUGGGGCAUACGCCGUCGAUACAAAAGCCCCAGCUUCCUCACUUUCCACUUCCCCAUCUUCGUCCCCUACCGGCAGCCCUUCCGAUGCCCCCGAUUCUUCCAUUGGUAUCGAGGUCCCAAAUGAUGACCCUACGGAGGAACCGUCGACCGAAGGACCCUCCGCUGAAGUAACCGCUGACUAUGGUGGUGGUGAUGCACCUGCUCCUGGCCCAGACGCUGCUGAAGGUGAAGCACCUCCGACUGACACUACUGCAUAA